AUGAAUGGACUGCGGUGGUUGGUUUCGCUGUAUAAUAACCAUUUGAAUGGAAUUCUUGCUGAUGAAAUGGGUCUUGGUAAAACCGUUCAGGUUAUUGCUCUAAUUUGUUACUUAAUGGAAACCAAAAAUGACCGUGGACCUUUUCUAGUAGUUGUACCAUCCUCCGUUCUACCUGGAUGGGAGUCAGAAAUUAACUUCUGGGCCCCAAGUAUCCUCAAAAUAGUCUAUUCUGGGCCUCCAGAGGAGCGGCGAAGACUAUUUAAGGAAAAAAUAGUUCAUCAAAAAUUUAAUGUCCUCCUGACAACAUAUGAAUAUUUGAUGAACAAGCAUGACAGACCUAAACUGAGCAAAUUACAAUGGCAUUAUAUUAUAAUUGAUGAAGGCCAUCGGAUAAAAAAUGCUUCUUGCAAGUUAAAUGCUGAAUUGAAGCACUAUCGUAGUAAUCACAGAUUGCUGUUGACUGGAACUCCCCUGCAGAACAAUCUUGAGGAACUGUGGGCACUGCUUAACUUCUUGUUGCCAAAUAUUUUUAACUCAUCGGAGGAUUUCUCUCAAUGGUUCAACAAACCAUUUGAGAGUAAUGGCGAUAAUUCACCUGAUGAAGCUUUGCUAUCGGAGGAGGAAAAUCUUCUGGUUAUAAACCGUCUUCACCAAGUUCUGCGACCGUUUGUGCUUCGGAGACUAAAACACAAGGUUUUUGAUGGCAUAACUAUGCUUUCCAACCAGGAUUUUCGUAGAUUAGAGUUCUUAUGAUACAAAUAGGAAUCUUUGUGUUUGCAUAUUCAUGUGUGUAUCCGUACUGGUGGCUGCAGUCACUUGGACUAUCCUUCAGUGAGCUUCAGUCUAGUCAGUUGAGACCUGUUCUUCAUUCAUGAUUGGGCAGCCAGAAACUCAAAAAUAAAAUAUGAUAUUUAUAUAUAAAGAGGUGAAACAAUAAGAUUGCUCUAUUGUGGGUCGAGUUGCAAAAAACUCUCUCCGCAUGCAGGGCGAUUAGUAAAUCCGAGUCUACCAUGCUCCAGGGUCUCUCUACAUGGUUGUCAUUGUUAUAUUGCCUCAAUAGCUUGGGGUGGUACCUGGUCAGGUUACCAACUUUUCCCUAAGGUAUUUAAUUCCUUAGGUGGAGUCUAUCGUGAAAAUUGACAUAAUUAUGUUUAUAAACGAGGCAUUUUAUUCCUUAGGUGGGGUCUAUCAUGAAAAUUGGUGUAGUCAUGUUAAAGAAAGAAGAGUAGUUAGGCUUCACAACAAAAGAAUUGAUCUCAAUACCAAAGGUUUUGAUAGGAGAAGGGUACAUAAUUUUUUAAAGGCAUGUAAAAUAGAUAUGACACCUUCAUAUCCCUGAUCAACUAUGGCAAAAAUUGCAUCCACCAAGAACAAAAAAUAGAUGAAGUUGAACUGAUAAAAUACAAUUGGAUGGUUUUUGAAAUUUGCUUUUCUUUUGGCAGUCAUCCAAUUGAAUUUAAUAGUCAAUGUGUAAGAUUGUGUAGUGAACUAGGAAGCACGAAUACGUAUGAGACACGGUGUCCGACACUUCUAAAAGUGUCAUGAAUUGGGAAAGUAAAUUUUUUGU
This is a messenger RNA of Ilex paraguariensis (yerba mate), 1567 nucleotides long. The record is from the annotation of a GenBank genome assembly. Lineage: Eukaryota; Viridiplantae; Streptophyta; Magnoliopsida; Aquifoliales; Aquifoliaceae.